AUGGCAGUUUACCUGGUCUCUGUGCGGCUCCCGACUGGGGAUGGCGUCUACCAGGGGGUGACCCUAGAGCCCUAUGUGCUGGUCAAGCGAGGCGAGGCUACACUCAAUGCGGAGGACCUGCCGGAGGAGGGUGCUCCGGAGGGACAAUUUCAGCUGCGACAUCGGUGGUAUCGCAGCACGGUGCCUCGUGGCGGGGCUGUCUGCAGCGUGCACCCCGACAAGGAAGCCGUUUUGCAGUGCGUAAUAUGCCUCAAGUGCCGGGUGCCAACCCACUUGAGCUAUCACUGCACUGUGGAAUGCUUCAAAAGCCAUUGGCAUCUGCACAAAGAGUACCACAAACAGCAGCCUGCGAAUGGAGGCGCGCUGGAAAACGGAGUUGAUGGGGCAGCCAAGGGCGCGCACGGCACCAGCACCAGCGGAUUGGAGAGCUGGAUCGAGGUCGGCCGGAGCCGGUCUUACACGCCUACCUCCGACGACGUGGGUUACGUGCUGAAAUUUGAGGUAUCAGUGAUCGAUAAGCUACACCCAUACGCAGCGGACAUGGGGAGGGCGCACUCGCAGUCGGUGUGCUCUGCGCGCGUGCGGCCAGCCCCCAACCCCCCUGUGCGGUCCAUGGUCCAAAUGGUGCCGCCAUCGCAGCAGUCAAACGUCGGCAGGUUCACCAUCCUGACCUACAACCUUCUUGCCGACCUGUAUGCAAAGGCCGACUGCUCGAACACGUGCCCAGCCUGGUGCUUGCACUGGCAUUACCGGAAACGUAACCUGCUGCGGGAAUUGCUGUCCCACAAGGCGGACAUUCUGUGCCUGCAAGAGGUGCAGAGCGACCACUACCUUGACUUCUGGGCACCCGAGCUGCAGCGUGCCGGGUAUGUGGCUAUCUACAAGAAGAAGACCACGGAGAUUUACACCGAUAACAAAUACGCCAUCGACGGCUGCGCCACCUUUUUCCGCCGCGAUCGAAUAGAUCCUAGCAUAGGCAAAGGGUUGUUACGGUUUUCGCUGGUGAAGAAAUACGAGGUCGAGUUCAACAAAGCGGCCCUAUCGCUGGCGGAGGGAAUGACCAAUCCGCAGCAGAAAAAGGCGGCUCUGAACCGGUUGCUCAAGGACAACGUGGCCCUGAUUGCGGUGCUGGAGGCCAUUGAGCCGGGUACGCCGGAUGCGGGGACGCGCCGCACACUCAUCUGUGUGGCCAACACGCACAUCCACGCCAAUCCGGAACUCAACGACGUCAAGAUCUGGCAGGUACACACGCUGCUGAAGGGCCUGGAGAAGAUCGCUGCCAGCGCGGACAUCCCCAUGCUGGUCGCGGGAGACUUCAACAGCAUACCGGGCAGUCCAGCACACUGCUUGCUGGUGAACGGCAAAAUUGAUGCGAGCAUGAUGGACGCGGCCAACGACCCUCUGCAUCUGCUGAAGGACCAAAAGAUGUCGCACUCGCUCCCCCUGUCGAGCGCCGUGGCGCACAUGUACGAUGCGCCGCUGUCCGCUGACGGCAAGCUGUACAAGCAGCGGCAGCGACUGGACGCGAAGCACCACGAGCCGCUCUUCACCAUCCUGACCAAGGAGUUCAAAGGAACGCUGGACUACAUCUUCUACACCACCAGCAGUCUGCAGGGACGGGUUUCAUGCAGCGGGGACAGCGGCACGUUCAGUGUGAACAGGGCAUUAGUCCUUUUUCCGGGGGCGUGCAUGGCACUGUUCCGGCAUGGCACUAUAGGGGGGCCGUUCCGGCAACAGCAGAGCAGGGCGGCAACGGCGGCCGACGGCGGUGGUCAGUGCGACAACCGGGUCGCUGCGUGCGUAGACUGUGCGUGUGCACGUCUAGGGCCGUGUGCUCUUCUGGGUUGUAUGCUCUUCUGGGUUGUGUGCUCUUCUGGGUGUCGCUGCAAUGAGAGAGGGGAAAAGGGGGGAAAGCUGGACGCGAGCGAUGCCCUUGGUGUUCAAGCCGGCGCUGUAGCACGUACCUGUCUGAAAACAGAAAGGGCCAUCGCAGCGUCGCAACCUCGCGAUGGCGCAGAGCUUCGGCAGAUGAACGACAAGGACGAUCGCAACUCUGGGGUCAAGCUAGUCGAUAUGACCCGUCGCACACUUGUCCUUGCGCCCUUCUGCUGCGCCGCUGCUGCCGCGGCGAUGGUUGGUCCUGCCACAGCCGCUGGCGAAAUGCCUGACCCUUCCAACUCCUGCUUUGAGUGUGACGGAACCGGCAUUGUCCCUUGCGAUAUGUGCGGCGGCACAGGGAAGUGGCGCGCGUUGAGCCGCAAGCGGGCCAAGGACGAGUACGAGUUUGUGGAGUGUCCGCAGUGCUAUGGUCGGGGGGCGCGCAUCUGCGGCCGCUGCUUCGGCACGGGUCUGCGCAACGUCCGCGGUCUCCUCCGCAAGCCCGAGGCCUCCUUGCUGGUGCAGAAGAUGCAGACGGGGGAGCUCAAGCCGGGUGAGGUGCAGGACCUUCUCCGCCAAGCCAAAGAGAACAUGCGCAACGGGGCCGGAGCGGUCUGAGCGGAUAGGAUCGGGCGCGCGCAUCGUCUUACCUGUCAUAUGCUGUUGCGCGUAGUGCAGUGCUGUUGUGUGUGUGUGUUAUGUCCGUGAAAGGGGAUCUGUGCGGUGUUGUGUUGAGUAUUGAGUGAGGGAAUGUUGUUCGUCCAGUACGACAAGGGAGCCGCGUGGGGGUGUUUUCUGGUACAUGUGAGGGCACUGGUAACCUGUGAAAGGGGUCCAGCGGGGUCGAGGGGUGAUAGCUUUGGGGCUGAUAACCUGAGCAGUGGCAUGCCUUCAGAUUGGAAGAGAGAGGCUGGGUGCGGGGGAGACAAAACGCACGUGCGCACAUAGAGCCAGACGUGCGCUGCCGACGUGCGGUGGAAAUGUUCUUGUGGGGACAUGGACCUUUUCCCUUUGCGCGAUAUUCGUGGCAGUACAUCGUCGUAGUGAAUGAUGUGGCUAUGAAGGUUGGCUAGGCUAGGCUGCGGUGGGCUGGGCUGGGUUGAGACAUGAGUUGGGCUGCGUUGUGAGACCGAGCUGAGCUGUUAAGCUAAGCUAGGAAGACCACAUGGCAGCGUCGACCGUUCGUGUCCAUUGUGCACAAUUUUUGGAGGACGAACUGGGAUCGCCUGUUCUUGUUGGUUGGCAAUGAACUGGAGUCUGCUGUGUCUCUUCUCUAUCUUUACAUGUGAUGUUGGGCUGUUUGUUAGCAUCACGUGAUUAACAUACGUCACGUACAGCGUUGCAAUGUGUACAUCUCCUGAAGUACACAUGUCUCGUACGACGAGGCUGCCCUUUGUUUGUACGCACGGUUUUUCCUCCGACGGCAGUUCAAAUUGUUACCUGUUUCAUCAG
Messenger RNA from Volvox carteri f. nagariensis, 3330 nucleotides. RefSeq lists its product as uncharacterized. The coding region runs from base 1 to 2496 and encodes 831 amino acids. Gene Ontology annotation, molecular function: poly(A)-specific ribonuclease activity. The transcript is spliced from 16 exons. The record is from RefSeq and is a predicted model, not a curated record. Gene Ontology annotation, biological process: nuclear-transcribed mRNA poly(A) tail shortening. Lineage: Eukaryota; Viridiplantae; Chlorophyta; Chlorophyceae; Chlamydomonadales; Volvocaceae. Gene Ontology annotation, cellular component: cytoplasm; CCR4-NOT complex; nucleus.